UGUAUUGCCAUUUCCAAGACACUGGAGAGUGUAACAGCUAGCUAGCUCCAGUCCUGCGUUUUGGGAUGGAUCUGUUGGAGCUCCCCACGCCGAUGAAUGAUCAUGCUGCUUCUCCCCCUUCGGAGCCCAAAGCCAAGAGCUGCGAUCUGUCCCCCGCUAUGAGAGCCAAGAUCGAACGGAACAGACAGCGGGCUGUGAUGCUGAGGCAAGCCCGCCUGGCCAACAGACCAUCGGCAGGAGAAGGGGGUGGAACCUCGGCUAAAGUCGCCAAGACAGUCGACUCUGGUGGAGGGUUCUUCAUUGAAGAAGAAGAGGAGAAGCAAAGGAAAGUGGUGCAUCAACCAGCCCCUGUGAUAAAGGUAGACUACCUGGUGUGUGAUGACUGUGACAAGUCGUUUAUGGAUUCCUACCUCAGCAACGGCUUCGAUCUGGCAGUCUGUGACAACUGCAGAGACUACGAGGUUAAACACAAGCUGAUAUCCCGUACGGAGGCUAAGCAGCUCUACCUACUGAAGGACUGUGACCUGGACCAGAGGGAGCCAGUGCUGAGGUUUGUCCUGAGGAAGAACCCACACAACCCUCACUGGGGAGACAUCAAACUUUACCUCAGGCUGCAGGUGGACAAGCGCUCCUUAGAGGUGUGGGGCUCUGAGGAGGCCCUGGAGGAGGCCAAGGAAGCAAGAGAGGAGAACAGGGAGGUGCAGAAGCAGAAGCGCUUCAACAAAAGAGUCAAAGAGCUGCGUUGUGCGGUGAGGAGAAGCAUGUGGACCAAGGGAACCAGUGCUCACCAGCACGAGUACAGCCCUGAGGAACUAGUGGAUGAAGAGGAGGAUCUCUACAGGAAGGUCUGUAACGCCUGUGGACACGAACUGACCUAUGAGAAGAUGUAGCCGUGUGUCCUUUAAACCUUAUCCCCGGGGGCCCACAGGGGAGUUAUUUUUAUAUGUGGACCACUGUACUUGACACAGGCCUUGAAGCAAGGAGGCCUACCUGAAAUCAUGUCUCAGCACAUGCCAUACACAACGCAGACACACAUCAAUAAUUCUCUCUUACAAUAUGUUGUGCUCCAGAAGCUGGUGAUUGCUGUUAUACUGUAAAAUAUGAACUGUUAAGAAUUUUAACUACCCUUUUCUAUAGACCAUUUGUAAAAUCAUGUAAUGCCAAAGAUUUGCAUGUCUGAAAUUACUUUUGAAAUUGUAAUGAAAAAUGCAUAUUUUUCCAUAAUGUGAUCACUUUUUUGCAAUAACUUGGACAUUUAGUUGGAUUACUGUGGAUGGAUAAAGACAGGAUUCAUUCUGGACCGCAGAAGAUCCGCGUUGUAGCGGUAAAAAUGAACUUGCCUCAUUAUUCUGAGGUUGGUGGUUCAAACCCCAUUUAAUAUUUUUCACAAUUCUAAAUAUUUAAAGAGAACAUUUAAAUGUUAGAUACAUUUGAGGGUCAGAUAAGAUCUGUGUUCUGUAAAUCUGGGCCCAUUUUUUCAAAAGUUAUCUGAUCGGAUUUCAGCAAUCGGAUCGGAUUAAAUGCAUAGAAAUAGAAUGACCCGAUUGCUGAAAGCCGAUCACACAAUGUUUGAAAAACUGGGCCCAGAUGAGUCAAAGCUCAACUGCUUAGCCUUCCCUGAGUAAUUAAGAAACAAUGUGAUGUUGGGAAAAUGUGCAGGUGGCUCAGUGCUUAACUGUCUUAGUACACUGAGGUUGUGGGUUCUAAUAUAGAUGUACAUUUAGUGCUUUUGACUGUACUUUAUGUCAAAUACACCAACCUGGUCUCAGAGCAUUUCGUAUUAUUCUGUACGUAAACCCGAGACACUCCAUUUCCCAUAUGUUGUAUGGUAUGCAUUCAUUUGUGAUGUCCAUCUAUUUCGUAUAUGUUAAACCCCGUGGUUCCAGAACAGUAACCAGCAGUGGUUAUGGAGGGAAACCUUUGGGAAAAAGUAGUUCCUAAGACUUUAAAAUAAUACUUUUUAGAGAGGUUUCCCUCUAUAAAACGCUGCUUUUUACAGGAGGGGAGAACCUCAGGACUUAACCCCCAUUAGUGAUCACGAUCCACCAGCGAGCGUCAAUGCAACCACACUCACAGGCUCUGCCUGGGAUAGAACCUACAACCCUGUGCUUAUACUCAGAAAGCCUCCUGAGUGGUCUAAGGCACUGCAUCGCAGUGCUAGCUGUGCCACUGGAGAUCCUGGUUUGGGUCCAGGCUCUGUUGCAGCUGACCGCGACCGGGAGACUCAUGGGGCGGCGCACAACUGGCCCAGCGUCAUCCGGGUUAUGGGAGUGUUUGGCCGGCAGGGAUGUUCCAGUCCCAUUGUGCACUAGAGACUCCUGUGGCAGGCCAGCCGCAAUGCACGCUGACAUGUCGCCAGGUGUACGGUGUUUCCUCUGACACAUUGGUGCAGCUUGGCUGGGUUGUGUUCCGGAGGAUGCACGGCUCCAAGAACACCUGGGGUUUAUUCAUUACAAAACUUUUUUUUUUUUUGCAACAGAAACCAUUUACUCAAACGUUUAGAAAAUUAAGUUUGUUCCCUUUCCGUUGUUGUUACAUUUGGUUCUUAAACAGUUUCUCAAGACUUGAACACAACCCAGGUGUGGGAGCUUGAACAGACAACAGGCCCUAAGACAACCGACAUGGGUGGAACUAGCUGGAGAAGACUACCCAGAACAGAGUGCUCUGUGGGGAGAGUCGUCGCUAGCCUAUGCAAGAGCUAGAUUCUACCAGAUGCGCUGGCCGACACCCGCGUAGCGGUUGUUUUACAGGUGUCGGAACUGUGUGAGACGUCAAAUCCACAAGCGGCUCGCGGCAUUAUACAUAUCACAUUGCUACUGGCUGCAUGGCAGUUUCGCGGGGUUCCCGACUCCUAUUUUUACAGCUCAUUUCCCACCUUGUGCGUGUGUAUGUGGGGGCGCAUGUGUGAACACGAAUGUGUGAUGUCAUCUACAUCUCAGGCUGAUAAAU
This is a messenger RNA of Oncorhynchus gorbuscha (pink salmon), 2949 nucleotides long. Its product is annotated as DNA repair protein complementing XP-A cells homolog. The coding region runs from base 66 to 890 and encodes 274 amino acids. The record is from RefSeq and is a predicted model, not a curated record. Gene Ontology annotation, molecular function: damaged DNA binding. Gene Ontology annotation, biological process: nucleotide-excision repair involved in interstrand cross-link repair; nucleotide-excision repair, DNA damage recognition; UV-damage excision repair. Lineage: Eukaryota; Metazoa; Chordata; Actinopteri; Salmoniformes; Salmonidae. The transcript has 5 exons. Gene Ontology annotation, cellular component: nucleotide-excision repair factor 1 complex.